This is a messenger RNA of Beta vulgaris subsp. vulgaris (sugar beet), 3829 nucleotides long. RefSeq names its product formin-like protein 1. Lineage: Eukaryota; Viridiplantae; Streptophyta; Magnoliopsida; Caryophyllales; Amaranthaceae. Gene Ontology annotation, molecular function: actin filament binding. Gene Ontology annotation, biological process: actin cytoskeleton organization; actin nucleation. The transcript has 4 exons. Bases 397 to 3702 code for a protein of 1101 amino acids. The record is from RefSeq and is a predicted model, not a curated record.
GAUCAAACACGGUAAAAAAAUGGGAAAAAAAACACAACCACUAACAAAAUUGAGAAAAGCAAACAAAACACAACCACCACCACCAUUGUUCCACUUCUUCCAAAUUUCACUUCUCCCUCCUCCUAAACCCCAAAAACAGCAUAAUAUUAGCUGGAAGUAAAAAAAACACCAACAAAAUCAAACCCAAUAAACAACCUAAAAAAGUCUUAAAAAAACCAGCAUAUCCUCACCUUCUCCCCAAAGAUUCACCCUUUUCAUUUUUCAACCUUUCUCUCUCCUCCCAAAACACCACUUCUACACAUUACUUGAAGAAGAAGAGAGAGAAAACAAAGAAAAAGAGUGUAUGUAUGUCAGUGUGAGUAAGUAAGUGAAGAAAAAAAGUGGAAAAAUUCCACAAUGCACACAACUUUCUCUCUCCUCUCUUUCUUCUUCCUCCUCCUAUUCUCAUCAGACGGUUCUUCACUCUCCUUGAGUUCUCCUACAUUGAAUCUCAACCGUCGAAUCCUUCAUCAACCUUUCUUCCCUCUUGAUUCUUCUCCUGCACCUUCUGAUUCUCCUCCUACACAAACUCAAACUCCUUCAGACAAAAAACCAUUUUUCCCAUCUUACCCUUCACCACCACCACCACCUCCAUCUACACCUUCUGCUUCACCUUUCGCUUCUUUUCCUGCUAACAUUUCAUCUCUUAUUCUUCCUCAUUCUCAAUCUAAGCCUGUUUCUAAGAAACUUAUUGCUGUUACUGUUAUUCUUUCUUUUUCUGCUCUUGUUCUUGCUGUUGUUGCACUUUUCUUCUACUUUCGUCGUAGACGACAACACCAAGAACGUAGUGAUUGUGAUCGUGAUAAGACUACUUCGAGGUCGGAGACGACUACUGCUAGCUCGGUUCAACGAGGGUCGUUUAAUAGUACAGCUGCUCUUCCUCCUCGUCCACCUAAGUUGAGAAAUCCGACUACUAAUAGUUCGGAGUUUCUUUACUUAGGUACACUUGUUGACUCCACUGCUAUUACUGGGAGUAAUAAUGGUAAUGGCAAUGGAGUCGCAGCUGCGAGAGGAAGAGGAGCUGAUUUGGGUGGAGCUCGAGUCGGUCCGAGGAAGAUGGACUCCCCUGAGCUCCACCCGUUGCCGCCUCUUAGUGGGCGGCAGCAACAACAACCAUCACAGCAACAACAAUAUUACAAUGAUCACCGUCAACAACAAUAUCAUAAUAGUAGUUAUAAUAAUAAUAAUAGUCAUAUUCAGGGAAGGGGAGAAGAGGAUCAAGAAGAGUUUUACUCACCUAGAGGUUCAGUGAGUGGGAGAGAAAGUGGAUCGGAUUCAAGGAGAGUAUUUGCUUCGGUUGUACAAGCUCAAGGUCAAGCUGAGAAGCUUAAUAAUGGCGGAGGAAGAAAUUCUGAAGAUACAUCAUCGUCUUCUUCUUCUUCUUCAAAUAGUAAUUCUCCUGCAAGAUCAGCGUCGAUUAGUAUCUCACCUGCGGUGAGUGCGAGUCCGAAGAAUAGGUCGUCAAACCCUAAAUCAUCGCCGGAUUUUAUUGAAUUGCAAGUGCAACAACCUCCGGUGAUGUUAUCAUCGACGCAAUCGCCGGAGAUUCCAUUCUCGCCGCCAUUGCCGGAGAUGUCGUUUUCACCUCCGUAUUCAUCAUCGUCUUCGCCUGAGAGAGAUAUGAAAGCGAUUAAAGAAGAGGAAGCAGAGGAAUCGCCAUUGUUGUCUAACAAUUCGAGCUCUAGUCGAAUGAAUUCGCCUCCACAAUCUCCGAAAUUAUCGCCGUUGAAUGGAAAAAUAGGGAAGAUGUCGCCGGAGGAGAGAGAAUGGGGAGUUUUAGGUCGGAAACCAUGUUCUCCGGCACCAGCAUCGCCAUCGUUGUCAAAUGCUUCGAGUACUCGAAGUCGUAAAUCAUCACUUGCUUCACUGAAAUUACCUGCAUUUUUAGGAGGAGGAAGGAGAAAGGAAUCUCCAGAAUCUACAUCAGUGACGAAUUCUCCAAUUUCACCUCAUUCUCUUCAAUCUCCGAUUUCUCCAAUCUCAUCAACUACUUCUCCAUCACAGAGCUCGAGAUCGUAUUGCGCUUCGCCGUUGUCGAAUGCUUCGGCAGCUCUGAGAUCACAAAGUGCGUCUCCUCAGAACAAUUCUUGGCUAGCGAAGAUCACAAGGUCUGCUCCGCCGCCUCCACCGCCGCCGCCACCUCCACCUCAAUUGAGGAGGUCUCAGAGUCCACCACCGCCUCCUCCUCCGCCUAUGAAUAGACCGCCUGUAGCGGUAACAACGCCUCCUAAAGAGGUGGCGGUUGAGAAACAAGAGGUUGAUUCUCCAAUGGAAGGUUCUGGAAGUGAUGAAACCACACCUAAGCUGAAGUUGAAGCCAUUGCAUUGGGAUAAAGUGAGGGCGAGUUCGGAUAGGGAAAUGGUGUGGGAUCAGCUGAGAUCAAGCUCUUUCAAAUUGAAUGAGGAAAUGAUCGAGACAUUGUUUGUAGUAAAUACUCCUAAUCCAAAUCAGAAGGAAAUGGCUCGAAAGCCUGUUCAGCCAUCGCCGUUGCAAGAGGAUAGAGUACUCGAUCCAAAGAAGGCUCAGAAUAUUGCCAUAUUGUUAAGGGCACUCAAUGUGACCAUGGAGGAAGUUUGUGAAGCUCUAUUAGAAGGUAAUGCAGAGACUCUCGGGACCGAGCUUCUGGAGAGUUUACUGAAGAUGGCACCAUCUAAGGAAGAAGAGCGCAAACUGAAGGACUACAAAGAUGAUUCCCCUGUCAAGCUUGGGCAUGCUGAGAAGUUUUUGAAGGCCGUGAUUGAUAUACCAUUCGCAUUCAAAAGGGUGGAAGCAAUGCUUUAUAUGACCAAUUUUGACUCUGAGGUUGAGUACCUAAAGAAGUCUUUCGGGACUCUUGAGGCAGCAUGUGAUGAGCUGCGGAGCAAUAGAAUGUUCCUAAAGCUUUUAGAAGCAGUCCUAAAAACUGGGAACCGCAUGAAUGUUGGUACAAACCGCGGUGAUGCUCAUGCUUUCAAGCUUGACACAUUGCUCAAGCUAGUUGAUGUCAAAGGUGCCGAUGGCAAAACCACUCUUUUGCACUUCGUCGUGCAGGAAAUCAUAAGGACUGAAGGGCAACGCCAAAUCAUUGCCAACAAUGAAGCGUCAAAUGAUGAAGCCAAGUGCCGGAAGCUGGGAUUGCAAGUUGUUUCAAGUCUUGGCUCAGAGCUCACCAGUGUCAAAAAAGCUGCUGCCAUGGAUUCCGAUGUCCUCAGUAACGAUGUUGCAAAGCUUACUUUAGGUCUUGCAAACAUUGGGGAGACUGCAAGAUUAAUUGAGCAAACACAUUUGCACGAAAGCAGUAUGUUUUCUGAAUCACUCAGCAAGUUCAUGAAAGCGGCAGAAGAAGAAAUCUGUCAAGUUCAAGCCCAAGAAAGUUUAGCUCUUUCUCUAGUAAAGGAGAUAACAGAAUACUUCCAUGGUAACUCAGCUAAGGAAGAAGCUCAUCCAUUUAGAAUCUUUUUGGUAGUGAGGGACUUCCUCGCGAUCCUAGAUCGUGUUUGUAAGGAAGUUGGAAUGAUCAAUGAACGAACAGUAGUCAGCUCCGCGCAUAAAUUUCCCGUACCUGUGAACCCAAUGCUUCCAGUUCCAGUAAAUCCAUUCCUUCCCCAAGUUUUGCCCGGUUUUCCUGGUAGGAGGCAGUCUAGCUCAUCUGAUGAUGGUUCACCAAAGAGUUGGCGAGGUUAGCCUGGUAGAGGCUUUGUAAAAAGAAACUGGCCUGCAGGGGAUUUUUUUUUUUUUUUUUUAUUAACAUCUAAUUAUAUGUAAUUUCCAUAUUUUUGUAAUUAUUAUAUAUAAGUAUAAUUUUGAAAUU